Aureobasidium vineae is the source of this 771-nucleotide messenger RNA. The record is from the annotation of a GenBank genome assembly. NCBI's taxonomy places the organism in Eukaryota, Fungi, Ascomycota, Dothideomycetes, Dothideales, Saccotheciaceae.
AUGCGCAUCCUCAUCACCGGCUCCAGCGACGGCCUCGGCCUGCUCACCGCAAACCUCCUUUGCAAACGCUCCCACCAAAUCGUCAUCCACGCCCGCAACCACUCCCGCGCCACCGAUGCCCGAACCGCCUGCCCCUCUGCACACGCCUGCGUAAUCGGCGACCUCAGCACCCUCGCCGGGAUCCGCGCCUUCGCACAAGAGGCAGAUAAACAAGGUCCCUACGAUGCCAUCAUGCAUAACGCAGGACUCUACCUCGGCCCCUUUCGUCGCACAGAAGACGGUUUGCCAGCGCUAGUAGCAGUAAACACGCUAGCACCAUACAUGCUUGCGUCUUUGAUGAAAAAGCCUGGCAGACUCAUCUUCGUCAGCUCAGGACUACACCAAAACGGGUCUGCAGGUCUAAAAGACAUAACAUGGCAGCAAAGGGGUGAGGAAGCUUGGAACUCAGGACAAGCAUAUGCGGAUAGCAAGUUACACAAUAUCAUGUUUGGGUUUGCGUUCAACAGACACUAUGGGAUUCCGUGUGUGUCGGUGGAUCCGGGUUGGGUCAAGACGAAGAUGGGGGGAGCGAAUGCGAUGGAUGAUUUGGAUGCUGCAGUGGAGACGUUUGCCAUGGUUUGUGANGGGGGUGGGGAGGCAAGCAAAAGNGAAACGGGUCAUUUUUAUCAGAUGAGGGAGAGGGAGUUUAGAGAGGAAGCUGAGGAUGUCGAUACUCAAGAGAAGUUGUUGAAGAUUUUGGAGGGAAUUACUGGCGUCAAGGUGCCUGAGUAA